Messenger RNA from Neogale vison (American mink), 1011 nucleotides. It is a transcript of the gene TBC1D21, whose product is annotated as TBC1 domain family member 21. Gene Ontology annotation, molecular function: GTPase activator activity. Bases 1 to 1011 code for a protein of 336 amino acids. Gene Ontology annotation, biological process: activation of GTPase activity. The transcript has 11 exons. The record is from RefSeq and is a predicted model, not a curated record. Lineage: Eukaryota; Metazoa; Chordata; Mammalia; Carnivora; Mustelidae.
AUGACCACCCUUUCUCCCGAAAACAGCCUCUCUGCCAGGUGGUCGGCCUCCUUCAUCCUGGCGAAGAGAAAACCACCCAUUGACAAGACAGAAUGGGAUGGCUUCUUCGAUGAGAACGGUCUAUUGGCCAAGUCACGAGACCUCAUUUGUGUGAACAUCCUGGAACGGGGUCUGCACCCCUUCGUGAGGACAGAAGCCUGGAAGUUCCUCACGGGCUACUACUCAUGGCAGAGCUCCCAGGAUGAGCGGCUCACCGUGGACAGUACGAGGAGGAAGAACUAUGAGGCCUUAUGCGAGAUGUAUAAAAAGAUUCAACCCCUUCUGGAAAACCUGCACCGGGACUUUAUGGAGACUCGGAAUUCCAUCGCGUAUGACAUUCAGAAACUCUACGACAAAGACCACCUAGGCAAUGUCAUUAUCGACAAGAAGAGACUGGAGAAAAUCUUGCUCCUGAGUUAUGUCUGCAAUACCCAGGCAGAGUACCAGCAGGGCUUCCACGAGAUGGUGAUGCUUUUCCAGCUGAUGGCAGAACAUGAUCAUGAGACCUUCUGGCUUUUCCAGUUCUUCCUGCAGAAAAUGGAGCACAGCUGUGUUAUCAAGAUCGGAGUGGGCAAGAACCUGGAUAUGCUCAGCACUCUGAUCAACUUCUUGGACCCCGUGUUUGCGGAGCACCUAAGAGGGAAGGGGGCGGGGGCCGUGCAGUCCCUCUUCCCCUGGUUCUGCCUCUGCUUCCAGCGGGCCUUCAAGUCCUUCGACGAUGUCUGGAGGCUCUGGGAGGUUCUGCUGACAGGGAAACCCUGCAGAAACUUCCAGGUGCUGGUGGCCUACAGCAUGCUGCAGAUGGUGCGCGAGCAGGUGCUGCAGGAGAGCCUGACCAGCGACGGCAUUCUCCUGGCCUGCAACAACCUCAUUGACCUUGAUGCUGACGUGCUGAUCUCUGCUGCCUGCUUGGUGUAUGCUGAGCUCAUCCAGAAAGAUGUUCCUCAGCCACUGAAGGACUUCUUUCUCUGA